CUCUUUCAUACAUUUUUUGGCUACCACAUGUUGUGUGUCAAAUCUCCAUCUAAUCAAUUGACAUCCAAGAAAAGGGGCCAGAGGAAAAGGAAAUAAGAGAGAAUCCAGACCCAAACUCAAGCUGCUCUUCAUUAGACAGAAAGACUAAAGACUAAAGAGAAGUAAGAAUCAUCAUCAUCAUGAAUCAGUGUGUAGUACCAAAUUGGAAUCUAAAGCACCAAAGACAGGAACAAGUCGAAGAAGAAGGCAACAGAUCUUCUCACGUGCUCAACUCCAGUAAUGCUUACCUUGUCCCCAUGUCUAACUAUGAAGUUGCAGAGCUAACAUGGGAAAAUGGCCAGCUAGCCAUGCAUGGCCUCAGUGGGCUCCUUCCUACUGCGCCCCCGACAAAGCCAACGUGGGGUAGAUCCAAUGACACCCUAGAGUCCAUAGUCCAUCAAGCCACAUGCCACAAACAAAAACAAAAUUUCAACUUACUUCAACACGACCAGACCCGGUCAAACAGAAGUUCCAUUGCUGCAUCAUCCGUGGGAAACUGGGCUGAGAGCUCUUCUCGAUUGCCAGUGGCAGCAGCAGCUGCACUCUUAAAGAAACGGGCACGGUCGGAUUCUGAUCAAUGCAGGAAAAAUCUAAGUGGCGGUAUUCAAGAAGAUAGAGCAGACCGCAGUGCAUGUGCGAGUGCUAGUGCUGCAUUUUGCAGGGAUAACGAUGCAACUAUGAUGACUUGGGCUUCACAUGAAUCUCCUCAGAGCAUGAAGACUAAAACCGCCGAUGAGGACUCUUCUUACCAUGAUGGAUCGGAAAACCAAGAUGAAGAUAGGGAGACCAGAGGAGAAACAGGUCGCUCCCACUCUACGAGACGAAGUAGAGCUGCAGCUAUCCAUAAUCUGUCUGAAAGGAGACGAAGAGAUAGAAUUAAUCAAAAGAUGAGGACUCUUCAGAAGCUGGUGCCAAAUGCAAGUAAGACAGAUAAAGCUUCAAUGCUUGAUGAAGUGAUUGAAUACUUAAAACAACUCCAAACACAAGUCCAGAUGAUGAGUAUGAGAAGCAUGCCUCAGAUGAUGGUGCCUCUAGGAAUGCAGCAGCAUCUUCAAAUGUCUCUUUUAGCUCGGAUGGGCAUGGGAAUGCUGGACAUCAACUCCAUGGCUCGGUUUCCUUCCCAAUCUCUUCCUCCUCUCAUGCAUCCUUCACCAGUCACUGUUCCUCCCACAUUUCUUCCUCCCUUUGUGGCACCGCCUAUGAUUCCAACACGCGAGGCAGCUCAAGCAAAUUCAGAUGCUAUCUCUAAUGCCUCAGUUCCUUUGCCUGAUCCUUAUUGCGCUCUCCUAGCUCAAACCGUCAAUAUGGACCUUUACAGCAAGAUGGCAGCACUCUACAGGCCACAAAUUAAUCAAACAACACAGACAGCAAGCAGUCCAUCGCGGUCAAACAACGUACAAGAGGAUUAAGACGAAAAGUACUAAGCAAUAAAAAUCAGAAACAGGGAAAAUCUUUGAAGUCCAAAAGCCAUAGCCUAUUUGCGUCUUCGAUCAGUUUAUGUUAAUUUGUCACAUAGCAAAAACAAUCUUGUAUAGUAGGACUUUGAUUUGUUUAAGUCUGGCAUAUUUUUUUCUUUUAUGUAUGUAUUUGACUGGCCAUUGAGGUCGACUGUUUUCCUCUGUUGCUGGUUUGGAGUUUUUAACUAAACCCUAGCCUCCCUCUGUGAUGCUUUCCUUAGUCUACGACAACACAAGAAGCGGAAGACUUUAGGAAACUAGAAUAGCGUGAGUGUUCUCAUUUGCAACUUGGAAAGCAUGUUUUCCCUAUUUUCUACAGUUUCCAGAAUGUAACAGUACAAUCCCUAGUAAUCAACAUGGAUGUAUAUUUAUUGCAAAA
Theobroma cacao (cacao) is the source of this 1875-nucleotide messenger RNA. RefSeq names its product phytochrome-interacting factor7 (gene PIF7). The record is from RefSeq and is a predicted model, not a curated record. Lineage: Eukaryota; Viridiplantae; Streptophyta; Magnoliopsida; Malvales; Malvaceae. Gene Ontology annotation, cellular component: nucleus. Gene Ontology annotation, molecular function: protein dimerization activity.